Cyprinodon tularosa is the source of this 1667-nucleotide messenger RNA. RefSeq names its product pleckstrin homology-like domain, family A, member 3 (gene phlda3). Lineage: Eukaryota; Metazoa; Chordata; Actinopteri; Cyprinodontiformes; Cyprinodontidae. The record is from RefSeq and is a predicted model, not a curated record. Bases 308 to 700 code for a protein of 130 amino acids. Gene Ontology annotation, biological process: positive regulation of apoptotic process. The transcript is spliced from 2 exons. Gene Ontology annotation, molecular function: phosphatidylinositol phosphate binding.
GUGACGAACCCAUUACCAUUCACACACCGACUCUCACGCACGCGCAUCACGCAGAGGAUUCAUAAACAGCCCGGAUAUUUUACCGUCACCAGUGAGGAGGCGGGGAGCAGCAGCUGGAGCAGGAGAAGGUCCGCAGAGGAGCCGGGCAUGUCCAAACAUAUCUGAGCAGACCGGCCAGCCACCUGUCACUGAAGAAGCUUAUAGGUUAUUAUCCUUACAGUCAGGCGGCCUGAAAAAGUCGGUGUUUAAAAUCAGGUUAAUGGAUAUAUCUGCUGUAGAUUGCACAGUGUAAGUCUGAGUUCAGGUCAUGUCCUUACCGGUCAAAGUGAUUAGAGACGGGCUGUUGGAGAAGCGCAGCAGCGGGCUUCUCCAGCUGUGGAAGAAGAAGCGCUGCGUCCUCACGGAGGAAGGACUCCGUCUGCACAGCUGCAAAGGCGGCGGUAAUAACACGCAGGGGUCGGCGUGGACAUCCGGGGCCAAGGAGUUACUCUUCGAGCGCAUGGAGACAGUGGAGUGUGUGGAGUACAAGAGAGGAAUGGUGUACUUCACCGUGGUGAUGGCAAAAGGAAAGGAAAUAGACUUUCGGUGCGCGCAGGAGGGCACCCUGUGGAACGCGGAGAUCGCCUUGGCUCUGGUCCGGUACAAGAACCAGCAGGCCCUCUUAACCGGGAGGAACCGGUACCUUUACGCAGCGCAUUAGGCAGCAGCGGGGAGGAUGAGGCGCUCUGGCUGGAAGCUUCUCUACCUCCUGAGUUCGGAACUUGUCAAGGGUGAAGAAAGACCUCCACAUCUAUUGUCUUAUCUCUCUGCUACACUGUAUCGUGGGAUACCUAACAGUGACUAUGGAUCAUAGGACCAAAAGCACUCUGAUGAUUUUACGCGGAAUGACAGUGUUUGUCUGUCAUGACUUAAAGAUGCCUAGUCACGUACUAUGUCUACACCAAUAACCAUAUGUUCAUAUUUAAAUAAAGCAAUCAACCUGAUAGUGAUUGCUUAGUGUCUUUUGAGCCUGAAGAGAAUUAUUCCACCAGGCGAGACACCAGCUAUCAUAUUUUGUUUUAAUUGCUACUUGUGUAAUAUCCCUUUUGAUAUGAUUUUUUGUUUUUGUUUUCGCUUUUUCACACUUACAAUUUCUUUUAACACAUCCGCUGGUAGUUCCUUAACUCCAUUACUUCCUUGUUUACCCAUUCAUGCUAAACGUUGUACCUCCGGUCAUGUGGUGUUAUUAUAGUAAAUACAUGAAACGCUCUCAUCCGUUAACAAAUGGUAAAAAUAAAGUGUAAAAUACAGAAAUAAAAUAUAUUAAGCCAACAGGGCACCACGGUUUAGAAAUAAAAAACAUUUGUAUGCAAUCUAUGUGAGAUAAGUGUAGAAAUCCAUAAAGUCAUAGUACGUGACUCAGACUCCUUGAACCGUUGGAAGACUCCUGCAUGUUAAAAAGCAUUAAAAUCAAAGUUUAAUACAUUUUACCUUUUGUGCCUUACUCUUUAAAAGAUAUCACUCCAAACAUCAAUAGAAAUGAUUUUGACAUAGGAGUAAGAACGGCACAUUUUUGUUACAGACUGAACAGAUGCAUGAAGUUUAAUAUGAAGAAGAAAAUUGUUGCAAAUUCAAGUUUACUGAUAUGAUGUACAGUAUUACAGAUAAAUAAAGUCAUUCUUAAAAGA